Messenger RNA from Panicum hallii, 1208 nucleotides. RefSeq names its product heme oxygenase 1, chloroplastic-like. Gene Ontology annotation, molecular function: heme oxygenase (decyclizing) activity. The coding region runs from base 216 to 1052 and encodes 278 amino acids. Gene Ontology annotation, biological process: phytochromobilin biosynthetic process; heme oxidation. The record is from RefSeq and is a predicted model, not a curated record. NCBI's taxonomy places the organism in Eukaryota, Viridiplantae, Streptophyta, Magnoliopsida, Poales, Poaceae. The transcript is spliced from 4 exons.
CAAUCCGUUCCCCCCGGUUAUUCUAUUCCCACCCCCGCGCCUCCUCACCUCCCUCAUCGUCGCGCUCACGCACGCUCCCACUCCACCGCCACAGCACCCGUUCCCCCGCGCGCGUCGCUGUCGCUCGUCACCGGCGCCUUCGCUUCCCCCGCACGGAAGCAAGCGGGCAGCGGCUGCCCCGCGCGCGCUAUAAGGCGAAGGCGCACCCCGCGGCCAUGGCGCCCGCCCCGGCAUCGCUCUCGGCCCCCCGCGCCCUCUCCCUGCUCGCGCCCGCCGCCAGAGUCUCCCCCGGGAGGUGGAACGGCCUGUCGUUCUCCGUCGCGGCCCGGCCCGUGACCGGGGUGGUGUCUGCCGCGCAGACGCGGCUGGUCGCGGCGGCGGCGGCGACGGAGAUGGCUCCCGCGGCGAGCGGGGAGGAAGGGGGGAAGCCGUUCGUGGAGGAGAUGCGGGCGGUCGCCAUGAAGCUGCACACCAAGGACCAGGCGCGGGAGGGGGAGAAGGAGCCGCAGGCGCCGCCCGUCGCCAAGUGGGAGCCGUCCGUCCAGGGCUACCUCCGCUUCCUCGUCGACAGCAGGCUCGUCUUCCAGACGCUCGAGGACAUCGUCGACCGCGCCGCCGUCCCGUGGUAUGCUGAGUUCCGGAAUACUGGAUUGGAGAGAUCGGAGGCACUCAAGAAGGAUCUGGAGUGGUUCAAGGAACAGGGCCACACAAUUCCAGAACCAUCAGAUCCUGGCACUACAUAUGCUUCCCUUCUGGAAGAGCUGUCUGAGAAGGACCCCCAGGCAUUUAUCUGCCAUUUCUAUAAUGUGUACUUUGCUCAUACUGCUGGAGGCCGAAUGAUUGGAAAAAAGGUUUCCGAGAAGAUUCUGAACAAGAAGGAGCUGGAGUUCUACAAGUGGGAGGGCAAUCUCUCCCAGCUGCUACAGGAGGUCCGCAACAAGCUCAACCAAGUUGCAUCCAGCUGGUCUCGGGAGGAGAAGGACCACUGCCUGGAGGAGACGGAGAAGUCCUUUGCCUACUCUGGGGCGCUCCUCCGCCACAUAUUCACCUGAUUUUCACAUUGCCCUCUGAUCCAAUCACAAACGCUGUAAAUACUGUUAAGACUCUGUUACUGGGGAGGAGGUGGGUGGGGGAUCUCCUCCACCAGGUACGAUUUACCUUCAGACGAAAUGCCAAAGUGUUAAAUAAACCACAGCCCCAUUCUCCCA